Messenger RNA from Conger conger (European conger), 1389 nucleotides. RefSeq names its product beta-2-glycoprotein 1-like. The transcript is spliced from 8 exons. Bases 45 to 1139 code for a protein of 364 amino acids. The record is from RefSeq and is a predicted model, not a curated record. Lineage: Eukaryota; Metazoa; Chordata; Actinopteri; Anguilliformes; Congridae.
GCAAACAACAAACAGCAGUCGCUAACUUUGUACUUCAGAUAUAUAUGCACUCACCGCCGAGCGGGAGUCCGCUCUAUCAAUCACCCAAAAUGCGCCGAGGCCUUUUGCUGUUGCUGCUUUGUCAGCUGUCUUCAUACACUUUGGUGACACCCGGGAAAGUUUGCAGCCGUCCUCUUGUGGGGCCCAGCAUUGAGCAUAGUGACUUCCAACGUGUUUAUGAAGUGGGUCAGGAAGUCUUCCUCCGCUGUAUAGACGGGUAUACAGCGAUAUCAGGGCAACGCAAAAUAGUGUGCAGCGCCAAUGGGAGGUGGAGUUCAUUGACGUUCACGUGCGAGCCAAAACGGUGCUCCAACCCUGGUCCUUUGCUAAAUGGCAAGAUUCACAUUGAUGACAACUUGUUCCAGAGCAUCAUCAACUACACCUGCAAUGAAGGAUACAUCCUCCAUGGAGCCAACACCAGUGAAUGCUUACACGAUGGUACCUGGAGCAAUCAACUGCCAGAGUGUGAACCGGUAGUUUGUGGCCUGCCUAAAACCCCCAAAUAUGCUAGGUUAAGCUAUUCCAGGGUGGUGGGCAAUACGACUUUGUUUGGAGACAGUGUGACGUAUGAAUGCUUCCCGCCAUUUGUCCUUUUCGGCAAUGAGGUCGGGUUCUGCAAGCCCGAUGGGAGCUGGACCGAGCCUCCAGAAUGUCGGCUCGUGACAUGUCCACCCCCGACAGCUAUACCAAACGGAUUCCUUGUAUUAGCUGUAAUUCGGGAACAUGGCUACACAGAGGAAGUCACAUAUGGAUGCUCCCCAAACUAUGUUCUGGAUGGUCCCAGGGAGGUUGAGUGUCAGAAAACAGGAAAUUGGUCAAGCAAGCCUGUGUGUCGAGCUCCCUGUACCGUUGGAAUUAAGAGAGGGCGGAUCUUGUACCACAACCGAAAAAUAUGGAUUGAGAACCUAAAGCCCAAUAGAGUCCUGCACUCCGAGCGUUUGUCUGUCUAUUGCAAAAACAAGGAAAAGGACUGUGGAUAUCCUGUGGUCACCCAGUGCAUCGAUGGAGAACUGACGAUCCCUGCGUGCUAUGACGAACCAUCUGCAGCUCGAUAUAAAGUGUAUGCCAGCUCACUUCCAUCAGAGAUAGAAAUGUGCUGAUCGAUUUCACCAAAUGAAGCAUCAAUUGAAGGAUAUCAAUGUUGCUCUAACAUCAGUUUAAAAAAUGGAUUCAAUUGCUUAUUCUAUUGAGCAAAUGUAAUUGAUCAAUUGAUUCUCAGUUACUGAAUGUAAUAUUUACAACAUACUUUGAUUAGUAUUGUAGGACUUCCAUUGUAUUUUUAAAAGUAUUGAUUGUACACAUUGCCUCAAUUUGAUGUCAAAUAAAAUAUGUUUUUUGGUGUGACUAUCA